Vombatus ursinus (common wombat) is the source of this 2989-nucleotide messenger RNA. RefSeq names its product nucleolar protein 10 (gene NOL10). Gene Ontology annotation, cellular component: nucleolus; 90S preribosome; small-subunit processome. NCBI's taxonomy places the organism in Eukaryota, Metazoa, Chordata, Mammalia, Diprotodontia, Vombatidae. The record is from RefSeq and is a predicted model, not a curated record. The transcript has 21 exons. Gene Ontology annotation, biological process: maturation of SSU-rRNA from tricistronic rRNA transcript (SSU-rRNA, 5.8S rRNA, LSU-rRNA). Gene Ontology annotation, molecular function: protein binding. The coding region runs from base 81 to 2147 and encodes 688 amino acids.
CGCGCCCGCGUCGCAGCUCGUGGGCUCCGGUGAGAAGUUUCACACUUGCAUGCCGGAGGCGUCAGCGAAUAAGAGCGACCAUGCAGGUCUCUAACCUCAAUGAAGUGAAGAUUUACAGCCUGAGCUGCGGCAAAUCCCUCCCUGAGUGGCUUUCUGACAGAAAGAAGAGAGCACUGCAAAAGAAAGAUGUUGAUAUUCGGAGGAGAAUCGAACUUAUCCAGGAUUUUGAAAUGCCCACGGUUAGCACCACUAUUAAAGUGUCAAAAGAUGGACAGUAUAUUUUAGCAACUGGUACAUAUAAGCCACGAGUUCGAUGCUAUGACACAUAUCAGUUGUCCUUGAAAUUUGAAAGGUGCUUAGAUUCAGAUGUUGUGACAUUUGACAUAUUAUCUGAUGAUUAUUCAAAGAUUGUCUUCCUACACAAUGACAGAUAUAUUGAAUUUCAUUCACAACAAGGUUUUUAUUACAAAACCAGAAUACCCAAGUUUGGCAGGGAUUUUUCUUAUCACUAUCCAUCUUGUGAUUUGUACUUCGUUGGUGCAAGCUCUGAAGUAUACAGGUUAAAUUUAGAACAAGGACGGUACCUAAAUCCUCUCCAAACAGGUUCUGCAGAAAACAAUGUUUGUGACAUAAAUUCCAUGCAUGGCUUGUUUGCCACAGGCACAAUAGAGGGUAGAGUUGAAUGCUGGGACCCUAGAACCCGAAAUCGGGUUGGACUCUUAGACUGUGCUUUAAGCAGUGUCACAGCUGAUACGGAGAUAGACAGUUUGCCUACAAUCUCAGCCCUAAAAUUUAAUGGUGCCUUAAACAUGGCAGUUGGAACAUCUACAGGGCAGGUUUUGUUGUAUGAUCUUCGCUCCAGUAACCCAUUACUGGUUAAGGAUCACCAGUAUGGUCUAGCUAUUAAAUCAAUCCAGUUCCAGAAUUCGUUAGAUUUAAUUUUAUCUGCAGACUCUCGAAUCAUCAAAAUGUGGAACAAAGACACAGGGAAAAUAUUUACUUCCUUGGAACCUGAACAUGAUAUUAAUGAUGUCUGCCUUUAUCCAGAUUCAGGAAUGCUUCUGACAGCCAAUGAAACCCCUAAAAUGGGCAUCUAUUACAUACCUGUUUUGGGUCCUGCUCCUAGAUGGUGUUCAUUCUUAGACAACUUGACUGAAGAAUUAGAAGAGAAUCCAGAAAGCACAGUUUAUGAUGAUUAUAAAUUUGUCACCAGGAAAGAUCUUGACAAUCUAGGCCUUACACACCUCAUUGGAUCACCUUUGCUCCGGGCAUAUAUGCAUGGUUUUUUCAUGGAUAUAAGACUCUAUCAUAAGGUAAAAUUGAUGGUAAAUCCAUUUGCUUAUGAAGAAUACAGAAAAGAUAGAAUUAGACAGAAGAUAGAAGAAACUCGUGCACAAAGAGUCAAAUUAAAGAAGCUGCCAAAGGUUAACAAAGAACUAGCCCUCAAGUUAAUUGAAGAAGAGGAAGAAAAGCAGCGGUCUGUUUGGAAAAAGAAACUUAAGAAAUUACCAAAUAUUCUUACUGACGAUCGAUUCAAAGUUAUGUUUGAGAACCCUGAUUUCCAGGUGGAUGAACAGAGUGAAGAAUUUAGGCUUCUGAAUCCACUUGUUUCAAAAAUAAGUGAAAAAAGAAAGAAGAAACUAAAACUCUUAGAGCAACAGGAAUUCCUUGAACAAGAAGAGGAGGAAGAACCGGAAGGAAAACCAAGUGAUGCAGAAAGUUCUGAGACUUCAGAUGAUGAAAAAGACUGGGUUGAAGAGGUCAGGAAACAGCGCAAACUUCUCCGCCAAGAGGAAAAACUCAGGUGGCAGGAAAGGCUCAAGGAGGAUCAGCAAACAGUGCUGAAGCCCCAGUUUUUUGAGAUCAAAGCAGGGGAGGAAUUCAGAAGCUUCAAGGAUUCUGCAAAAAAGCAGAAACUAAUGAAAAAACCCCUUGAAGAUCGUUUGCAGCUUGAAGCAAAGCUUGGGACUCUGAAUGUAUCGGAUACAACUGUUGGCAGCAAACAGUUGACAUUCACAUUAAAGAGGUCUGAACAACAGAAAAAGCAACAAGAAGCUGAGAAGCAGCAUCGACAAGAGAGAAAAAGACUUCGCCGUUCAGCCGGACACCUUAAGACUAAGCGCAGAAGAGGCCAUCCCUUUCAUUGAUUGUAGAAUUCCUGUCCCCAGCCUGCUGAUUGUGAACUGUUCCUAAAUAUGCACAGUGGAGGUGGGAGGGGAAAAAUGGAACUAAGUUUUACUGUUAUUACAGGAUAUUAAGCAAAAGAAUGAAUUUUUAUAACGCUAUUUGUAUUAUUGAGACUUUUGUAGCUGUAAAGAUAUAACUCCUUUUCUACGGAAAUCUGGGGUUUGGACUUCCAUGGAUCUGUAUAUAUUAACUGGUUAUUAUACAAUUUGGAAUAUGUUGUUUGUAGAAAUUAUUCCCAGCAACACAUUAUUUCUUUACUAUAGUUUUAAUCAAGUAAACUGAACUUUUUUCUUAAGCCUCCUGGAAAAUGUACCAUUACAAACUGAAUUCAUCUGAAGUGUUUAUUCUGUGCCAAGGACUGAGUUCAGGGUUUGGUUCUUUUCUCUUAGAAUGCUUGCUAUCCCCCUCAUAAUUACAUCAUCUGGAAGCUAUCCUUCAACUGUAUGUCAUGACUUUUUGGCCAAAUUUGUGUUGGUAUUUAUAUAAAUCUAGGAGGGAUAGAGAGGAGUGGAGUGUUUUUGUUAUUGUUGUUUUGUUGAUACUCAGAUAAUUGAGGGGAAAGUAUGAUAUCAAGGAGUAUGUUAUACAACAAAGAGAACAUGAUCUGGAAAUAAGUCAUUAUUCUUCUUACUUGCACAUAGAAGUUUUCCGUAGUCCUUGGAACUUGGUGGAAGGCGAACUUUCUGGAAGAAACUGAUUGAAAUGAAUACCCUUCAAAUACGGAAUUUACAGGGGCAGCUAGGUGGCACAGUGGAUAGAGCACCAGCCCUGAAGUAAGGAGGACCUGAGUUCAAAUUCAGCC